This is a messenger RNA of Acanthisitta chloris (rifleman), 1157 nucleotides long. RefSeq names its product cyclin G2 (gene CCNG2). The annotation marks the transcript as partial. Gene Ontology annotation, biological process: mitotic cell cycle phase transition; regulation of cyclin-dependent protein serine/threonine kinase activity. The transcript is spliced from 7 exons. The record is from RefSeq and is a predicted model, not a curated record. Gene Ontology annotation, cellular component: cyclin-dependent protein kinase holoenzyme complex; nucleus; cytoplasm. Gene Ontology annotation, molecular function: cyclin-dependent protein serine/threonine kinase regulator activity. Lineage: Eukaryota; Metazoa; Chordata; Aves; Passeriformes; Acanthisittidae.
CCCCGGGAGAAGGGGAUCAGCCUCAUUGAGGGUGCUGCUGAGAAUGAGAACACUCUGUGCCCCAGACAAAGGAAUGCCAAGGUGGAAGAUCUCUGGAGUCUGACCAACUUCUUUGGUUUUGCCACCGAGACAUUUGUUUUGGCUGUCAACAUCCUGGACAGGUUCUUGGCCCUUAUGAAGGUGAAGCCCAAGCACCUGUCCUGUAUUGGAGUGUGCUGCAUCCAGCUGGCUGCCCGUGUGGUGGAGGAGGAGUGCAACAUCCCCUCUGCCCACGAGAUCAUCCGCAUCAGCCAAUGUAAAUGCACUGUGUCCGACCUGAAACGGAUGGAAAAGAUCAUUUCAGACAAGCUGCACUUUGAAUUCAGAGCUACUACUGCCUUAACCUUCUUGCACUUGUAUCACACUAUUGUCCUCUGCCAUACCUCAGAAAGGAAAGAAGUGUUGAACCUGGACAAAUUGGAAGCACAGCUGAAAGCUUGCAACUGCCGUCUAGUCUUCUCUAAAGCUAAACCAUCUGUGUUGGCCUUGUGCCUUCUCACUCUGGAAGUUCAGACGCUGAAAUCUGUGGAGCUGUUGGAGAUCCUUCUGCGUGUUCAGAAGCAUUCGAAGAUAAGUGAUAGUGACCUCCUUUACUGGAGGGAACUGGUCUCCAAAUGCCUGGCAGAUUACUCCUCCCCCGAGUGCUGCAAGCCUGAUCACACCAAGCUGGUUUGGAUCGUUUCGAGACGUACAGCCCAGAACCUGCAGAACAGCUACUACAGUGUUCCUGAGCUGCCAACCAUCCCAGAGGGGGGAUGCUUCAACGGCAGCGAGAGUGAAGACUCCUGUGAAGACAUGAGCAGCGGAGAAGAAAGCCUUAGCAGCUCUCCUCCAAGUGAUCUGGAAGGCACCUUCUUCUUUGACCUCAAACCCAAACCCAAGUGGCAAACUCUCACCUGUUGCCCCCAGCACUGAGUCUGCAUUGUGUUAGGUUGAGGCUUCUGAUAGACCAUAGAGUCUUUUGGCAAUAAUAAAUGAGGUGGUGAUCUGUAAACUGUAUUGAGGCAAGAAUUGCUGUGGUAUAUCAAUGCUUUCAAUGCCUGCCUUGGUUGGUUUGUUGUCAUUUUAAGGAAUUUUAAACAAAAACUACUUUUCAGGUCCCCAGAGCAGCAAAAAAA